AUGUUGGCAGAAGGAGAAACGCUGGUAUUGAGAUGCCCUCGAAAAAACUUCAGUGAGGAUGGACACAUGGAGUGGAGAAAUCCACAAGGCCAUCUUUUGUUCUUUAACAAUGAAAAAGCUCUAAGAGACUCAAGGAGCAGCAUUUUUCAUUUAAGCAGCUCUGAAUAUACAUUACACAUGUCUAAUGUUACCUUAAAAGAUGAAGGGCUUUACAGAUGUCUACUGUAUGACAAUAAAGUCAUUUCAAAAAGAUUUAAAGUAAAAGUAUUAGAAAUUCCAAAAAUAGAAAUGGCAGAGUAUAAAGAUAAAACAAUCAUCAAGUGUUCAGCGGCAGCGAAUGGCCACCCACCUGAACUCUCUUGGCAAAUCAGUGGGGUUGAAAUCGAAGGUUGGAGGUGUAAGGCAAAUGACAUCAUAGUUCAGAAUCAUAAAAUCCAAGUUAUCUCUGACAGUGAUAAGAGUUAG
Molecule: messenger RNA, 465 nt
Organism: Sinocyclocheilus grahami
Lineage: Eukaryota; Metazoa; Chordata; Actinopteri; Cypriniformes; Cyprinidae
Product: cytotoxic and regulatory T-cell molecule-like
Exons: 5
Coding region: 1-465 (154 amino acids)
Biological process (GO): cell recognition; detection of tumor cell; positive regulation of natural killer cell mediated cytotoxicity directed against tumor cell target
Cellular component (GO): plasma membrane
Molecular function (GO): signaling receptor binding
Source: RefSeq, a predicted model, not a curated record